Messenger RNA from Fraxinus pennsylvanica, 303 nucleotides. NCBI's taxonomy places the organism in Eukaryota, Viridiplantae, Streptophyta, Magnoliopsida, Lamiales, Oleaceae. The record is from the annotation of a GenBank genome assembly.
AUGGAGAGGCACUUUUGGCAAAAUUUAGCAUCUGGGAAAUGGAGUGCCACAGGUGUUGGCAACUUUCCUGGCAUUAGGGGAGUUGAUGAACUUCUGAAGAUUAGGGUUCUUCAUGUAAUUGCAAAGGCAAGGCCUCUGUUCCUUUAUUUUUGUGCAGCACACAGCGGUGGGAGUGGAGGCGGAGGUGAUGGCGCUGGCGCAUGGGCUCAGCUGCAGUGGGUUGCAAGUCACGGCAGCGCUUGUUAUCUGAGCUUCAUACGCAAGAAGCAACACGAGUGCAGCACAGAUAGCCAGGCAUGUUAG